AUGCCUGCUUACCACUCAAAAUUCGAGACGACGCAACUUGUCGGCAAUAUUGGACUUUUGCCUUUGCGAACUUCGUUCAAAGGCCCAGCUCCACGAACGGAUGGCGAGGAUAUCAUCGAUGAGGCGUUAACCUAUUUCAAGCCAAAUAUCUUCUUCCGUGAAUUCGAGAUCAAAGGACCCGGUGAUCGUACGUUGAUCUACUUGACAUUUUACGUCACGGAGUGUCUGCGAAAGCUGCAACGAAGCCCAAACAAGAACAAUGGACAAAAGGAUCUGGCAAUGCUAGCUUUAUCGUCUCAGCUUCCAAUUCCUGGAGAAUCCGGUUUUCCCUUGAACAGCAUGUACAAACCGCCACGGGACAAGAUGGAAGAGGAAACGAUGCGUGCUUAUUUGCAGCAAUUGCGCCAAGAGCUUGGAGUGCGACUUUGCGAGUUGACCUUUCCCGAUGCGAAUCAAAAACCCUCGAAGUGGUGGCUGAGUUUUGCUAGAAAACGUUUCAUGGACAAGGGACUCGUCUCGCCUGGAGUUUCUCUU
Messenger RNA from Mesorhabditis belari, 534 nucleotides. Lineage: Eukaryota; Metazoa; Nematoda; Chromadorea; Rhabditida; Rhabditidae. The record is from the annotation of a GenBank genome assembly.